Molecule: messenger RNA, 342 nt
Organism: Porites evermanni
Lineage: Eukaryota; Metazoa; Cnidaria; Anthozoa; Scleractinia; Poritidae
Source: the annotation of a GenBank genome assembly
AUGAAAGUCUCCUUGAUUGUUUUAACCGUGUUGGUUGUAGUCCUCGGAUGCUUUGGCAAAGAGGAAAACGUUGCCGAGAAGCCAUUGCAGAAAAGAUCUUUGAAAGACCCACUCAAGCUUCCAGCGGUGAUGGCACGGAAAACACGCAAAAGGCGAUAUGUAACCACGUGCCCCUUUGAUACCACUCGAUGUGACAGCUGGACUGGUUCUUCCAUUUGCUGCCCAGGAUAUAAUGCUGUCUGCUGUUCUGAUGGUUAUCACUGCUGUCCAGAAGGAUAUACCUGUUUCAAAAGUGGUUAUUCUUUGGUUCAUUGCUCAAAGUACCUUGACAAGACAGCUUGA